GUCAAGUAUUCGUACAAGCUGAAAUUCUCGAGCUUCAACCAUAAGUUACCGCCCAACAAGAAAAAAACCCAAAAAUCCUUGGUUGUAUAAACAUACAAAAACACCAAUGAAAAGUAUAAACAUAUAAGAACAUACAAGUAAGCAUAGAUUGUAAAACUACCCACAUAAAACAAUUUUAGGUGCAUGUCAAGACAAACAUAAGUAAAGACCUAAUGAACACUAACUUGGCCAUAUAUUUUAAAGACCUUUUUAAGAAUCAAAUACCAUAUGAAAAACGGCUUUAUAAUUACACAAACAAGAAGCCUAUCUAUAUAAAUACAUCUACACAUCAAAUUGCUUUAAGAAAACCGGUGAAGCUAACUAAGGAGUUCAUUUGCCUCUUCCGAUCAUCCUCUCUUCUACUUAGUUUGUUCUCAUCUCCAUCUCGAGGUAAUUUUUCCCCCAUCUCUUAAGUAUAUAUCAUGAUAGACUAAUACGCAAGGAUUGUAAUAUCGUAUUGUUAAUCAAAUUGCAUUUUCUGGAUUACAUGUUAUUUUUAAGGGUGGUAAUCGUAGUGUGUAAUAAGGGGGUUGUCUUCGGUUCAGGAGGGUACAUCGUUAUGGAAAGAAACCACUAACCGAAUUUCCAUGAAAUUUAUGAAAGAUUGAUGAUAGAUAGACAUGGAUGAUUGCAUUUGGAGAUGAUUAGGGCAAUUUCUGUAUUUUCAAUUUUCAUGUGAUGUGUAGAGAAUGGCAAACGGCAGUGGGAGCCAGAAGACGAUAAGGAAAGCCAUUGGGGCUCUGAAAGAUACAACCAAGGUUGGAUUGGUGAAAGUAAAUAGUGAAUACAAGGGAAUUGAUGUUGCGAUUGUGAAAGCGACGAGCCACGACGUCGUACUACCAAAGGAGAAACACAUUAGGACAAUUUUUGGUGCUCUUUCUGCAACUAGCCCUCGUGCCGAUGUCACACGCUGCAUUCAUCGCCUCAUCAAGCGCCUCUCCAAAACACAUAACUGGACGGUUGCGUUGAAGACGCUGCUAAUUAUUCAUCGAGCAAUUAGGGAAACUGAUUACAACUUCCCAGAGGAGCUGAUCAGUUACAGCCGAGGGAGCAAUUUGAUGCUCAACUUGUCUCACUUCCGAGAUGUCUCCACCCCAGAAGCUUGGGAUUACUCUGCUUGGAUCCGAUGUUAUGCCCUGUACCUCGAAGAGCGACUCGAAUGCUAUCGAGUUAUGAAGUACGACAUCAACAGAGAUCAACUGGGAACCAAAAUGCUUGACACCCCUGGCUUGCUUGAGCAACUGCCUGCCAUGCAGCAAUUACUAUUUCGCCUUCUUGCUUGCAAGCCAGAAGGAGCAGCUUCGCGCAAUAGCUUGAUUCACUAUUGUCUUUCGAUAAUUGCCCGUGAGAGCAGUAGCUUGUACAUUGGCAUCAGCAAUGGAAUUCUCAACUUGGUUGACAGGUUCUUUGAGAUGCGACAUUCUAAUGCCACUAAAGCACUUGAGAUUUACAAGAGGGCUUCAAUUCAGGCGGAAAAAUUAUCGGAUUUCUUCCAAAUAUGUAGAGCUUAUGAUUUUGGUCACGAAUUGAGGCUUACGAAAAUCGAGCAGGCUCCAAAAUCAUUUGUGACCGCCAUGGAGGAUUAUGUAAAACAGAGUUCACCAAGCUCUUCGUUACAAAAUCGAACGAGAACUGAUGACCGUCAAGGAGUUAGCCCAAAAUCAAUUGUCUCCACUCCAGAAUCGGUUUCCCCUGCUGGAGAUAAUUAUAAGCAAGAAGUUCCUACAAACCUUUUCGACUCAGAGCCUGAUUCCCCAACUCCCCAAAAGCAAGAAGAAAUUGCUGCCAAUAAUCUCAUGGAUGAUCAUUCAGACGACUCGACUCAAGGAGAAUUCAAAUCGGAGAAGCUAGCGGUUAAGAUUGUUCGCUUCGAAUCUUCAUUUUUCGAUAGUCCUCGUGGGAAGACGGAGACCAACAACAAUAACACGAACAACGCGACGUUGUCUCAAGCAACGAGCUGGGAGCUAGCUCUAGUUACAGCAUUCAGUUCCGAUGAAACCGAUACUAACCCGGUGGCUGUUAGUGACACAUUGGCUGGUGGAUUUGACAAAUUGACACUUGAAAGCUUAUAUGAAGCAAGCCCACCUGAGAAACCAAAUCAAAUCAGUAGUUCCUACAAUGUGGGGUGUGAUCAAAUGGCAUUCAUGAAUCCUUUUGGUGAUUCCAUGAAUCAGGCCUACAACAACAAUGGUAAUGUGCAACUUAAGCCAAUGGGUGGUGGUCAAGGGGAGGCUUUCAACAUGUUUCCACCAUUGCCACAACAAGGUGAAGAGCCAUUGAAGGGUGGUGGGAUUGAUGGUGGCUCAUCAUCAGUUGAUUUCCUUGGGAACCCUUUCCUUGAUUCACUUCAUGCUCCUACUUCUUACCAUGUUGCUCCUUCACAAAGCUCAUUUUCUGCAAUAAUCAGCUCUGGUCAGCGGGUUAAUCUGUCAAAAUCUGCUAUGUUUGUUUCUCCAAACAUACCUAGCAAUAGAGCCCAACAACUGAGUAGUAGAGCUGGAAUCCCCUUAACCGCAGACCUUGGGAAAUAUCUGGGGAUUCAUACGAUUAAUGUCAGAGUUACCAAGGCUAGGUACAAGGAGCUCUGCCUGCGCAUACAGAAAAAGCUUGCUGCUUGGAUAACAAGACAUCUCUCUUUAGCAGCUCGCUUGACUCUGACAAGCGGCGACGGACUCCAAAGAAGAAAAGGAGUCGAGAUGGGGAAGGUCAGCCCCGCUACGUCUCCUGCCGGGAUGGAGAAGAAGCUGUCGGCUGACCCUGGAGAAGAAGCCGCAGCUUCUGUCCAACCGCCCGACUCCGCCGAUCCUUGCCUCACUGGAGAAGAAGCCGUCGCUUCUGUCCAAUCGCCCGACUCUGCCGCCUCUUUCCCCCAAUCAAGCCGUCUAGAUUUCCCCUGUCUCACCAAUCAACAUUGCGGCACAAAGAAAGGAAAGAAAAAUGGGGAUUUCGAGUGGGAUUUGAAUUGGGAAGAUUUAUCAUCCAUUGAGAUAGACGGCGGCCACUGAUUUGGGUUUCCUGCCGCCGAUGGAUUCGAGUUUCCAGUUUACAUAUCUUUGAUGAUGAGUCCGGCUUCCGGAGGCGGAAGGAUGAUAGAGGUUUACAGCAGCAGAGGGAUGACGGGAGAGACUUGUCGAGAUGGGAGAUCGUGAGAGAGUUGAGAAGUGUGAGAUGAGAGAGGGGAGGCUGCAGGCACUGGAACGUGGAAUGCAGAAGAAGAAGAAGAAGAAGAAGAAGAAGAAAGGUCGCUGGGGAAAAAAUUGGUGUUUAAUGAAAACUUUAUUAAAAA
Molecule: messenger RNA, 3325 nt
Organism: Linum trigynum
Lineage: Eukaryota; Viridiplantae; Streptophyta; Magnoliopsida; Malpighiales; Linaceae
Source: the annotation of a GenBank genome assembly